AUGGACGUCGAUCUCGAAUUCCAUAUCAAAGUGUCCUAUUUUGAAAUUUACAAUGAAAAAAUUCGCGAUUUACUCGACGUUACAAAAAUGAAUCUAGCAAUCCAUGAAGAUAAAAAUCGGGUACCUUAUGUGAAAGGCGUGACGGAACGGUUCGUUUCGAGUCCGGAAGAAGUGAUGGCUUGCAUUGAUGAGGGCAAAAAUAACAGGCAUGUCGCUGUAACAAAUAUGAAUGAGCAUAGUUCGAGGAGUCACAGUGUGUUUCUAAUCCAGGUGAAACAGGAAAAUCCAACAACGCAGAAGAAGCUCGCUGGAAAGUUGUAUCUUGUCGAUCUUGCCGGAAGUGAAAAGGUGAGUAAAACGGGCGCCGAAGGUAUGGUACUGGAAGAAGCGAAAAACAUCAACAAAUCUUUGUCAGCACUUGGCAACGUAAUCGCCGCAUUAGCCGAAGGAGCGAAAGGGCAUGUGCCCUAUCGUGACAGCAAGCUGACUCGCAUUUUACAAGAAUCGCUAGGAGGCAACUCACGCACAACAAUUGUUAUAUGCUGUUCGCCAGCAUCGGUAAACGAGGCAGAAACGAAAAGCACGUUGAUGUUUGGGCAGCGGGCGAAGACAAUCAAGAACGUUGUGGUUGUGAACGAAGAGCUCACUGCCGAGGAAUGGAAACGACGCUACGAGCGCGAGAAAGAUCGGGUGGCCAAGUUGAAACAGCAGUUGUUGGCGGCGGAGGCCGAAUUGACGCGAUGGCGGAAAGGAGACAAGGUGCCGGAAGCAGAAUGGGUCAACUUUUUGGAAGGAGUUGUGGCGAAUUUACAGCUUCCGCCCGGCGCCGAAUGUUAG
Molecule: messenger RNA, 837 nt
Organism: Gongylonema pulchrum
Lineage: Eukaryota; Metazoa; Nematoda; Chromadorea; Rhabditida; Gongylonematidae
Source: the annotation of a GenBank genome assembly